Alternaria postmessia is the source of this 1752-nucleotide messenger RNA. RefSeq lists its product as uncharacterized. The record is from RefSeq and is a predicted model, not a curated record. The transcript has 2 exons. Gene Ontology annotation, cellular component: nucleus. NCBI's taxonomy places the organism in Eukaryota, Fungi, Ascomycota, Dothideomycetes, Pleosporales, Pleosporaceae. Bases 1 to 1752 code for a protein of 583 amino acids. Gene Ontology annotation, biological process: regulation of transcription by RNA polymerase II.
AUGGUUCUCCGCAUCCUUGAGCCGCUUGUCAUAAACAACCCGCAAGUUGUAGGCAUCGCUAUGGCUCCGAAACGGAAACCCACAGAGGACAUUGGAACGUUGCCGCAGAAGAGGUCUCGCAAAGGUGCUGCGGAGAAGACUGCCGAGCAGGAUUAUGCUUCAGACGAUUCAACCGAUUACAAGGUCAACUACACCGACAACGGCACGUUAAGGGCUGAGAGCGAGGCUCGCCGCGCUUGGAACUAUGUGUGUCCAACCUGCUCGCAACGCUUCAACCGACCAUGUCGCCUCGAGACGCACAUGCGAAGUCACAACAAGGAGCGACCGUUCGUCUGCACCGAGCCCGGCUGCGACAAGACGUUUCCACGAAAAGACCACUUACAGCGCCACCUAAAGAACGCCCAUAGCGACCCGGCAACCGAGCGAACGUUCACAUGCGAUUGGAAUGGGUGUGGCAAGAGUUUCACCUCCAAUGGCAGGCUCCAGAGGCAUCGAGACGUCCACGAGUCCAAGUUCUACUGCACCGACUUUCCACCGUGCAACGAAGCGUUCAGGAAGGCGAAGGCGUUAGAGGCACAUAUCAAGAGUCAGCACCUGGAAGUCAAGCCCUACACCUGCCCUCGUGUGGAUGAAGAGACAGGCGAGAGAUGCACGAGUGGCUUUCAGACUGAGGGAGCAUUGCAGCGGCAUAUGCAAAGGGCACACGCAUACACGCAAGAGCAGGGUCACUUCUGCAUGCUAUGCGUGACUGGUACGGAACCGGAAACAAUGCAGACCGAGUCUGGGGAAACAGUCACAGUUCCCGCGCAACUUCCGUCAUUCGCUACGAAAGAAGAGCUAGAGGCGCACACGAGUGAGUGCCACCCACCUGUGUGUGCAGAGUGCGGCCAGAAGUUCAAGACUGCAUCCAAUCUAAAGACGCACUUCGACACAGCACAUGGCGACCCACAAGAACAAUCGCAGUAUGCUUGUCCCAGACUAGGCUGUGAGAGUGUCUUCAACCGGAAACACAACCUCACUGUCCAUAUCCAGACCGUCCACGAUAAACAAUUCAAGUACUCGUGUACAUCAGAUGCUCUGCAGAAUUCCAAACACGCAGAUCUGAAAGCCUGGAAUGGCGAGAAUGCAUGCGGCGCUUCCUUCAAAGCGAAGUCGUCUCUCGAUCAGCACGUACGGACACACCACCUUGGUCUCGGCAACCGCAAACAGUUGCGAAAAGCUGCAAAGUCAAAGAAGAAGUCAGAGCCCUCGAUGCUGACCAUGCUUACUGGAGUUGGCUAUGAACAAGGCCGAGAGAUCCCUUGUUUGGUCAAGACAUGUGAGUAUCGCUUCUACAUGGACCGUGAUCUACGACGUCAUCUGCUCGCCGAACACAACAUCCCCGAGGAUGAGAUUGAGGAGAUGAUUCAAGAGCGUGACGCCAUUAGUGGAGGACAGUUCUGGAUUGGUGGUUUCGAUGAUUCGAUGAAUAUGUUCGACUCUGUUACGCCAAGCAUGCCAGAGACGCCGGUUCAAUAUUUCAUGGAAGGUAACACCUCCGUGCUACCUUACCCUGAUCCUAAGGCCAUGGAUGCACAUCAUGGCUUCUUUGACCAGCAGUUCGAUCAGCUCUCACUUCUAAAGGACGAUAAUGAGAUGGAUGUAGCAAUGGGCUUGGAUCAUCUGCCACCAGCUAUGGAUGCCCAAGAGGGCUUGCAAUGGGAUAUGCUAGCUCCAGUCGAGCAAUACAACAGCGAUCUCACUCGGGGCUGA